Messenger RNA from Choloepus didactylus (southern two-toed sloth), 1310 nucleotides. RefSeq lists its product as uncharacterized. The record is from RefSeq and is a predicted model, not a curated record. Bases 1 to 885 code for a protein of 294 amino acids. Lineage: Eukaryota; Metazoa; Chordata; Mammalia; Pilosa; Megalonychidae. The transcript has 3 exons.
AUGACAAAACAGCCCCCAACAAUAAUUAAGGUGCACUCUCCAAGCCCGCACGGCACCCCUUUGGCUCUGCCCCAGCUGCCGCCCCCUCGAGCUAGGCCCCGCCCACCGGACGCAGGCCCCGCCCACUCCCGCUUCAAGCCGCAGACCCGGCCCUUAGGUUCUAACUUCAACUCCUGGGUCCUGGGUCAGGGCUGCCCGCACCUCUGGCGCCUCCAGAGGCCCGAAGAAGUAGCGGCGACACGGCUGAGCGCAGGGGCUCUGGGAGUUGUGGGCUCGCGCGGCGCGUGCCGGGGGCUGCUGUCCGGGUUGGGGUGGGGGCGGUCCCCUGCAGAGCGCAUUCCGCACCCCGGGGAGUGGGCAGCAUCUGGGUCGUCCCCCGCCUGCACGGACUGCGGGCAGCGCCCCUGUUUGCCCAGGGGGGGCGGGCCGGAGGAGGUGUUUGUCCUCAAAUGCAGCGGAUCCGGGUGGCCCCCGCGGCCCGGAGCUUCUGGUGCCGCGACGGCCGGUGCCCCGGGUCCAGCCCCUGCCAUGGCCAAACGGCGAGGGAGUCUGGGGUCCCGCCUGGCCAGCCUCCUGGCCAGGCUGGGGGGCCGGAGGGAGCGCAGGGGGAAGGAGACCCCGGAGGAGACCGGAGCCCGGGAUAGGCCCUGGGGUGGCCAGAGCUGCCCUGACCUGGUCCAGGGCAGCCCCGAUGUCAGCCUCAAGGUAGGAGAGAAGCCAACAGGGAGGGAAGGGGCAGAAGCUCUGGGAGGGGCUGUGCUGGCCCUGAGAACCCAGGCUCGUAAGGCAGGCAACUGGAAUUCUAGUCCUCCCUCUGCCACUGGGUUUGCUGUGUGGCCCUGGGCAAAUCACUCCCUCUAUCUGAACCUCAGUUUCCCCAUCUGAAAAAUGGAGACAAUACCACCCCUCUUUCAGGGCUGUUGUGAGAAAUAGGGUAACUGAUGUAGAGCUAAUGUUGGAACCUCUGGGGAGGCAGGCAAGUCCUGUCCUUGUUCUCACAGCUCCCAUCUCCAUACCUCCUCACUUAGCUUGACCUCCCUCCAUUUUUAGCCCCCUCUUCCCCCACUUCCUGGCAUGGCCUCCCAGAGGAGACCCUGGGCAAAUGGCUUAACCUUCUGACCACAGUGUCCCCAUCUGCAGUUUGGACCUAAGCCAUGGAUUGGACAGUGACUGGGUUUCCUCCCCUUGGGGAAACAGAGGGCUGCCUCCCCUGAAGGUGGCUCAAGCAGCUGGGUAUCCUUCUUUGGGUGGAUACCAUUAAUAAUUACCUGAAUUUAAUUAGGAUCUCUGGGCACUCUGCAUGGAUUAUC